This is a messenger RNA of Xenopus laevis (African clawed frog), 3711 nucleotides long. RefSeq names its product E3 ubiquitin-protein ligase TRIM7-like. Bases 32 to 1630 code for a protein of 532 amino acids. The record is from RefSeq and is a predicted model, not a curated record. NCBI's taxonomy places the organism in Eukaryota, Metazoa, Chordata, Amphibia, Anura, Pipidae. The transcript has a single exon.
UCUUGUUCAGUUGCUGUUCCUGCUCUCAGUAAUGGCGGCUGCUGAUCUGAGAGACGAGCUGAGCUGCUCCAUCUGCCUGAGCAUUUAUACUGAUCCUGUAUCCCUGCCGUGUGGCCAUAACUUCUGCCGGGGCUGUAUUGGGACAACAUGGGACACCCAGGAGGGAUCUGGGCCUUAUUCCUGCCCUGAAUGCAGACAGGAGUUUAAGGAGCGCCCUGCCCUGCCCAGGAACAGAACUCUGGGGAACAUAGCAGAGAGAUUCCUUUCUGCUCAGCCCGAGCCGGGGGAGACUGGGAUUCCCUGCACCUACUGUGACUCCCAUGUACCUGCUGUUAAAUCCUGUCUGCACUGUGAGGCUUCUGUGUGUAAUAAGCACCUGAGGAUGCACAGCAAGUCAGCGAAACACGUCUUAAUAGAACCCACAAUGCACCUGGGGGACAAGAAAUGCUCCGUCCAUGAUGAACCCCUGAAAUAUUACUGCUGGGAGGAGUCUGUCUGUGUCUGUGUGUCCUGCUGUCUGGCCGGAGAGCACAGGGGCCACAGGGUGGAGCUGCUGAGUGAGGCCUCUGAGAAGAAGAAAGAGAAAGUGAGGAAAGUUGUGGAGAAACUGAGGCCAGAGAGAGAGGAGACUGAGAGAGGAGCCCAGAGACUGCAGGAGCGCAGGAGAGAAGUGGCAGAAAAAGCAGCCGGUGAGACAGAGAGAGUCACUGCCCUGUUUAGAGACAUCAGGGAACAGCUGGAAGCCCUAGAGAAGCGACUUCUGAGUGACAUCUCCAGCCAGAAAGAGAAGCUCUCACUCACACUCACUGAUCUGAUGGAGCAGCUGGAAAUAAAGAAGGACGAGCUGUCCAGGAAGAUCCGUCACAUUGAGGAGCUGUGCAACAUGGCAGAUCCACUCACUGUCCUACAGGAACGGGAAUCACAUGGAGCUGCAGAUAAUGAGGGGGGCAGAGAGAGACAUGAUAUAAAGGUCCCUGCUGUAGGGGAUCUGGAUGUGGAUCUGAUCUCAGAGACAUUACUCACAGGCUUAGCUGCCAUUGUGACUGGGGUAAAGGGAAGGAUCUAUGGGCAGGAGGCUACAGACCUGUUACUGGAUAUAAACACGGCUCAUAAUCGUGUAUCUGUAUCAGGGGACAGGAAAUCUGCUUCCUACUCACUAACACAACUACAUUACCCACAAUCCCCAGAGAGAUUUCUGAAUUAUCCUCAGACUUUAAGCAGCAGGAGUUUCCCCUCAGGGCGACAUUACUGGGAAGUGGAGGUCAGUGAAUCAGGGGACUGGGGGGUAGGGGUGGCCUAUCCCAGUAUAGAGAGGAGAGGGGGUCAGUCCUGGAUUGGGAAUAAUAACAAGUCCUGGGGUUUGUACAGAUGGAAUAACAGAUAUUCAAUGAUACAUGACAGUAAAAGGACACAGUUACCCCAUGUCCCUUCCUGCAGGAGAAUCAGGAUCUGGUUGGACUAUGAGGCCGGACGUGUGUCCUUUUAUGAGCUGAGUGAGCCAAUCAGACACUUACACACCCUCACUGUCACAUUCACUGAGCCCCUCCAUGCUGCAUUCUCUGUAUGGAGGAACGGUACCUGGGUGAGAAUCACUAGCUCGGGCCCUGCCUAUUGUACAGGUAGCAGGUAAAUUAUGCUAAGCUCAUUUGCAGAACACGGUGGCACAGUGGGUCAUAGUGGAGUGGGUAUGUUAUAUCCAUGUGCAUUAGGUUUUUCCCCACCCUCCAGAACACACAGGCAGGUUAACUGGCUCCUCAUGAAAUUGGCCCUUACAUGAUGGGGACCAUGUAUUAUAUGUUCUGCUGGGCCAGUGAGCACAAUUUCCCCCUCAGUUGCCCCAGGUGCACAAAUAUACAUGUGAAUGCAUGGACAUUUUCAUUUAUAAGGCACUGCCGUAUAGACAGUAGCUCAUUUGGAUUAGGGCAGUAGUAAAACUUGUUUUUAGAGCCCAGGUAAGGGGAUGAAGACUGGCAAGCAUUAUACAGCACUUGGGUUGGGUUGAUGAUAAAAACCCGUGCGUUGACCCCUUAGGUGUCAUGAGCAACAAGUGAUAUCAGACAAUGCCCACCUUGUAGUAUUGUUGAAGUAGAAGUAGGGUAGAUGUGCAAUAGAUUCUACUGAAACGCCGAGACUGUGAGCUUAAUCACUAACAUCUUUGCAGAAGCUAGAGAAAACAAGGCAAGAGGGGAAUUAUUACACAUUUACCUCCAAAUACAGCAUUUCCAAUAAAAAUACAGAGGGGAAAUGAGGGAAAGAUAAGGAAUCUAGUUUUAUGCAUUCAAGGAUCUACAUAUCUUGCAUUUCCAUCCACCGAACGGGGCUCGAGAAACCUGAUCUCAAUAAUAAUAAUAUAAUAAUAAUAUUCAUCUUUAAGGGGUAACGGAGUUUCUGAGAAGUGAGAAACCAAAAUUUCAAUCUCUUUGGGGAACUCACCAGUUAAAGAGUAGUGACAGGUGGACCUCCUCUCUAAUGUGUCAACACAAAUAUUCCAAGGAGAAGGUUCACAUUUUGCGUAGCUCUUUGUUGAAAACAAUGGAAGUUUCUUCAUUCUAAUUGGGCUUUCACCAUAUAAGUUCUCUGAUGUAUGUGAAAGGUGUUCUCCUCUGGUUGCCUUCUGGUCUGCAUUUUCAUAAACUAUUUUUUAGAGUCAUUUUUCCACAAGGUGUGAACUCUUUGAUGUUGGAGAAACAUAAGCAUUGCUUCCCACCUUCUAUGUGUGCAUUGGCUUCUCUGUAGGUUUCUCUGUAAUUUCAUGAUGCAUGGCGAGGUUGUUAUUUUUUUGAGAAAUUCUCUAUAUGUUUUUUACAAGUGAAAAUAUUUUCCCUGUCAAUUUUCCAAAUUGUUUUUCCACAUUCUGGACAAGCAAACAUUUGUUGAUCAGAGGAUAGAAGAAAAAUUUUACUGAACUGCACCACAUACUGGAUUCCUCUCUUCUGAUGGUCAUCUGGUUCCUUGGGUGCAACAGCUCAGAAGAACCAUUGCCUUUAUGUACCAGAUGGUUUGAGAUUUUUCAUUCUUUGGGGGAUUCAGAGAAUAAACACUAGCGUUUGAACCCAACUGAGAAGUGUGCUAUACUACUGAUCUAUAUAGGCAGUGUAUAGCCAGUUGAUGAUGCUUUAGCCACUAGAAGAUACUCCUGUUCCAUCAAACUGAUAUGCACAGAUUCUCAGGCCCCUAGAAAUAAAUACAGAUGUUCCGUAUGUGGGUAUGUACUGGGAAGGGACUGGAUUCAUUUACUCAAUUCAGGUUCCAAGUGGGCUAAUACAAACGGGUUCAGGUUUUAUUCCAUGUGAAGUAGAAAGAUAUAGAAAUAGUUUCGGCAGAGCCAAUCUGUGGGGCAUUGUCUUGCGUCUCCUCCAGGCAGCUGCACUCACAAGACUACGGUAACGAUGUACCUCACCACUACAAAUACUCAACUAUGGGCUACAAAUACUCAACUAUGGGCUACAAAUACUCAACUAUGGGCUACAAAUACUCAACUAUGGGCUACAAAUACUCAACUAUGGGCUACAAAUACUCAACUAUGGGCUACAAAUACUCAACUAUGGGCUACAAAUACUCAACUAUGGGCUACAAAUACUCAACUAUGGCUCCCAGAUGUUGCUCUGACCUAUGACACUUCAUGGAGAUCACAAAAUACAACACCAUUUGGCUUUAUUCAAGCACACAUUAUGUAUGUAUAGAGAAAUAUCACAAGUCCAUUUAGUACAU